AUGGCUGCUGUUUGCCAUUGGCCUCUCUAUCAGUUGGAUAUUAAGAAUGCUUUUCUUCACGGUAAUUUUGAGUAUGAGCUUUAUGUUGAACUUGCAUUUUUCAUGAUAUUGGUACAGGUUGCAAUGUGUAACUUUCCAACAAUUAAAGAUGCUGCAGACGUUGCUAUAGCCACUAUGCAUUCUGGUAUACAGGUGUCAAGAGUGGAGCUCUUGGAUGAAGUUCAAGUGAGAGCAAUCAAUCUCGCAAAUGACAAAAAAUUUCCGGAGGUUCCAACUUUGAUGUUUGAAUUUGUAGGCACAGAGGCGUAUUCGCGUGAGCAAACGCAGAUUGUUCAGAAGAUAGCUUCUCAGCACAAUGGCUCUGAUUUUGUUUUCGCUGAAAAACCUGACGAGAAAAAGGAACUCUGGAAGAUAAGAAAGGAAGCACUUUGGGCUUGCUUUGCAAUGGAACCUAAUUCUGAGGCGAUGAUAACGGAUGUCUGUGUACCCUUGUCACACCUUGCUGAAUUAAUAUCAAGAUCAAAACAGGAAUUGGAUGCUUCUCCUUUAAUAUGCACUGUUAUUGCUCAUGCCGGUGAUGGAAAUUUCCAUACAAUAGUUCUAUUUGAUCCUACCAAAAAGGAACAACGACGAGAAGCUGAGAGGCUAAACCACUUCAUGGUCCAUACCGCUUUAUCAAUGGAAGGCACCUGUACUGGAGAACAUGGUGUCGGUACUGGGAAAAUGAAGUAUCUUGAAAAGGAACUUGGGAUCGAGAACUUGAGGACGAUGAAAAAGAUAAAGGGUGCUUUAGAUCCAAACAAUAUCAUGAAUCCCGGGAAGCUUAUUCCCCCUCAUGUUUGCUUCUAAGAUAGCAGUGUGAAAUGAUCUACUUAUAUAUUUUUUCCUUCUUUUCCCUGAAUAUGUGUUGUAACAAUGUAUCCUAUUUCAGCUCGAGUCUCCUCUGUACUAGCAUAGACGUUGCUACUGCAGGAUGCUAACAAUAUAUGCAGAUUAAAUAAGUUUUGUAAGCAGUUGAAUUACACAGGAAACAUUGCAGCAGUUCAUUUGAUUAUGUUCA
Molecule: messenger RNA, 1060 nt
Organism: Nicotiana tabacum (common tobacco)
Lineage: Eukaryota; Viridiplantae; Streptophyta; Magnoliopsida; Solanales; Solanaceae
Source: RefSeq, a predicted model, not a curated record